Messenger RNA from Apodemus sylvaticus (European woodmouse), 1626 nucleotides. Its product is annotated as histone-lysine N-methyltransferase SETMAR. The record is from RefSeq and is a predicted model, not a curated record. NCBI's taxonomy places the organism in Eukaryota, Metazoa, Chordata, Mammalia, Rodentia, Muridae. Bases 45 to 992 code for a protein of 315 amino acids. Gene Ontology annotation, cellular component: nucleus. The transcript is spliced from 2 exons. Gene Ontology annotation, molecular function: histone H3K9 methyltransferase activity; protein binding; zinc ion binding.
GGAGGCCCAAGAUGGUCAGGCUAGUCGGCGAAGUGAGACCAUAAAUGUCUGCGGGAGCUGUGAAGAAGCUUUCUUUCGAGAUAGCAGCAUCUGAGGAGGAAUCUGCGGCCCCGAUAGAACAACAAGAUGUAGCGUGCGGCCUGGAGAACUUGCCUGUGAGCUUGUGGCCUUUGGGGGCGGGGCCCAGGCCUAAACCUUUCCAGUAUACUCCCGACCAUGUAGCUGGGCCUGGAGCAGACAUCGACCCCACACAAAUAACCUUCCCUGGAUGUGCUUGCAUCGAAACUCCAUGUGCCCCUGGCUCUUGCUCCUGUCUUCGCCAUGAGAAUAACUACGAUGACAAUGUAUGCCUUAGGGACGUGGGAUCGGAAGCAAAGUACGCCAAGCCAGUGUUUGAAUGCAACGUCCUGUGCCAGUGUGGGGAGCGCUGCAGAAACAGGGUGGUCCAGCGUGGCCUACAGUUCCUUCUCCAGGUGUUCCAGACAGAAAACAAAGGCUGGGGGCUUAGGACCCUGGAAUCUAUACCGAAGGGAAGAUUCGUCUGUGAGUAUGCUGGGGAGGUGUUAGGAUUCUCUGAAGUACAAAGAAGAAUUCACCUACAAACAGCACGUGACCCAAAUUACAUCAUUGCCAUCAAGGAGCACAUUUACAGUGGUCAGGUCAUGGAAACGUUUGUCGACCCUACCUACAUAGGAAAUAUUGGGAGAUUCCUCAAUCAUUCUUGUGAGCCAAAUCUGUUGAUGAUUCCCGUCCGGAUUGACUCAAUGGUACCCAAGCUGGCGCUUUUUGCAGCCAAAGAUAUUUUGCCAGGAGAAGAACUCUCUUAUGACUAUUCAGGAAGAUUCCUUAAUCAAGUAAGCAGUAAAGACAAAGAAAGGAUAGAUUGUGGACAACCGAGAAAGCCUUGUUACUGUGGUGCCCAGUCAUGCACCACUUUCCUACCCUAUGACAGUUCACUAUAUGGCUCCUUAGAAACUCCAGGCACCGGUUAGAAAAGGAGGUCCUACCUGCCAGCCCCUUUGUGGACAGAAAUCAGAGGGAGCCAAGGAUUAAGUGAUUAAAUUCCAUCUGGGAUCGUCUCCUGCAAGCAACACACUCUCAAGGAAAGGCGACCUCAUAGUCCGCAUCUUGCUCAUCCCUGUAAGACAAGGGGUUGCCCAGCCCCGCCUCUGCCAGGUUCCCAGGAUUCAGCUCAGCAGUAUGCCCCAGACUGUAGAAUGUCCAGCAAUACACUUUCUCCCAGAAUACUUGUAUUUGUAGCUAAAUGUGGAUAAGCAGAUAUGUUGAAACAAGCAGGAUACGAGUGAAGAAGAUGAAGCCUUGGGCGUCAUCCUAGUAUUUCUUCUUCAAAACCAGAAAUCAUACUUAAUGGCUGGAGUUGGAACAGCCAUCCUAAAGCCAGGAGUACCCUGGCAAAGAGUCAUUCAGAGCAAAUCAACGAGAUAUAUGGCACUGGAGAAAGUACUGCUAGUCCUGACCUCCUGUCUCUGCACUUGUAGGUGGGGAGCCUGCAGUGUUAAGCCAUGCUGCCUCACAUCUGAGCAAACCUUAUGUAUAACUCAGCAAGACCUCAGCCUCGAUUUUCGGCUAGUUUUGCCAGCAAUAAAGCUGUUCGUCUUCAAUCUA